GCCCGCGGAACUUCUCGGCCGGCUUCGCUCCCGAGCCCGCUCGGCUCCCGCCCGCCGCCUCUCGCCCGCCUUCCGCGUGGCUCCCCGUCCCGGCGGCUGCAGAACUGAAUGCGCGAGCGGCGCUCGUGGCGCGCGGCGGCGGCAUGGAGCGCAGCGGCUGGGCCCCGCGGACUUGCCUCCUGGCGCUGCUGCUGGGGGCGACGCUGAGGGCGCGCGCCGCGGCGGGCUACUACCCCCGCUUCUCGCCCUUCUUUUUCUUGUGCACCCACCACGGGGAGCUGGAAGGGGAUGGGGAGCAGGGUGAGGUGCUCAUUUCCCUGCACCUUGCGGGCAACCCCACCUACUACGUCCCCGGACAAGAAUACCAUGUGACAAUUUCAACAAGCACCUUCUUUGAUGGCUUGCUGGUGACAGGACUAUACACAUCUACGAGUGUUCAGGCUUCACAGAGCAUCGGAGGUUCCAACGCUUUUGGAUUUGGGAUCAUGUCAGACCACCAGUUUGGUAACCAGUUUAUGUGCAGUGUGGUGGCCUCUCACGUGAGUCACUUGCCCACAACCAACCUCAGCUUCGUCUGGAUUGCUCCACCUGCUGGCACGGGCUGCGUGAAUUUCAUGGCUACAGCAACACACAGGGGCCAGAUUAUUUUUAAAGAUGCUUUAGCCCAGCAGUUGUGUGAACAAGGAGCUCCAACAGAGGCCACUGUGCACCCACAUCUAGCUGAAAUACAUAGCGACAGUAUUAUCCUACGAGAUGACUUUGACUCCUACCACCAACUGGGAUUGAAUCCAAAUAUAUGGGUUCAGUGUAACAACUGUGAGACUGGAGAACAGUGUGGUGCAAUUAUGCAUGGCAAUGCUGUCACCUUCUGUGAGCCGUAUGGUCCAAGAGAAUUGAUUACCACAAGCCUCAAUACAACAACAGCCUCUGUCCUCCAAUUUUCCAUUGGUUCAGGUUCAUGUCGCUUUAGUUAUUCAGACCCCAGCAUCACCGUGUCAUAUGCCAAGAAUAAUAGUGCGGACUGGACUCUGCUUGAGAAAAUUAGAGCCCCUUCCAAUGUCAGCACAAUCAUCCAUAUCCUCUACCUUCCUGAAGACGCCAAAGGGGAGAAUGUCCAGUUUCAGUGGAAGCAGGAAAAUCUCCAUGUAGGCGAAGUGUAUGAAGCCUGCUGGGCCUUAGAUAACAUCCUGAUCAUCAACUCAGCUCACAGACAAGUCAUUUUAGAAGAUAGUCUGGAUCCAGUAGACACGGGCAACUGGCUUUUCUUCCCAGGAGCUACAGUUAAGCAUAGCUGUCAGUCAGAUGGGAACUCCAUUUAUUUCCAUGGAAAUGAAGGCAGUGAGUUCAAUUUUGCCACCACCCGGGAUGUAGAUCUUUCUACAGAGGAUAUUCAAGAGCAAUGGUCAGAAGAAUUUGAGAGCCAGCCUACAGGGUGGGACAUCUUGGGAGCUGUCAUUGGUACAGAAUGUGGGACAAUAGAAUCAGGUUUAUCAAUGGUCUUCCUCAAAGAUGGAGAGAGGAAAUUGUGCACUCCAUACAUGGACACUACUGGUUAUGGGAACCUGAGAUUUUACUUCGUUAUGGGAGGAAUUUGUGACUCUGGAGAUUCUCAUGAAAAUGAUAUCAUCCUGUAUGCAAAGAUUGAAGGAAGAAAAGAGCACAUUACACUGGAUACCCUUUCCUAUGCCUCCUAUAAGGUUCCGUCUUUGGUUUCUGUAGUCAUCAAUCCUGAACUUCAGACUUCUGCUACCAAAUUUUGUCUCAGGCAAAAGAACCAUCAAGAACAUAACAGGAAUGUCUGGGCUGUAGAUUUUUUCCACGUCUUACCAGUUCUCCCUUCUACAAUGUCUCACAUGAUACAGUUUUCCAUUAAUCUGGGAUGUGGAACGCAUCAACCUGGUAACAGUGUCAGCUUAGAGUUCUCUACCAACCAUGGGCGUUCCUGGUCCCUCCUCCACACUGAGUGUUUACCUGAAAUCUGUGCUGGACCCCACCUCCCCCACAGCACUGUCUACUCCUCCGAAAACUACAGUGGGUGGAACCGCAUAACAAUUCCCCUUCCUAACGCGGCACUAACCAGGGACACCAGAAUUCGCUGGAGACAAACGGGACCAAUCCUUGGAAACAUGUGGGCAAUUGAUAAUGUUUAUAUCGGUCCGUCGUGUCUUAAGUUCUGUUCUGGCAGAGGUCAGUGCACGCGACAUGGUUGCAAGUGUGACCCUGGAUUUUCCGGCCCAGCUUGUGAGAUGGCAUCCCAGACAUUCCCAAUGUUUAUUUCUGAAAGCUUUGGCAGUUCCAGGCUCUCCUCUUACCAUAACUUUUACUCUAUCCGUGGUGCUGAAGUCAGCUUUGGCUGUGGUGUCUUGGCCAGUGGGAAGGCCCUGGUUUUCAACAAAGAUGGGAGGCGUCAGCUAAUUACAUCUUUCCUUGACAGCUCACAAUCCAGGUUUCUCCAGUUCACAUUGAGGCUGGGGAGCAAGUCUGUUCUGAGCACAUGCAGAGCCCCCGACCAGCCUGGUGAAGGAGUUUUAUUGCAUUAUUCUUAUGAUAAUGGGAUAACUUGGAAACUCUUGGAGCACUAUUCAUAUCUCAACUAUCAUGAGCCCAGAAUAAUCUCUGUGGAAUUACCAGACGAUGCAAGGCAGUUUGGAAUUCAGUUCAGAUGGUGGCAACCAUAUCAUUCUUCUCAAGGAGAAGACGUAUGGGCUAUUGAUGAGAUCAUCAUGACAUCUGUCCUUUUCAACAGCAUUAGUCUUGACUUUACCAAUCUUGUGGAGGUCACUCAAUCUCUGGGAUUCUACCUUGGAAAUGUUCAACCAUGCUGUGGCCAUGACUGGACUCUUUGUUUUACAGGAGAUUCUAAACUUGCCUCAAGUAUGCGCUAUGUGGAAACACAAUCAAUGCAGAUAGGAGCAUCCUAUAUGAUUCAGUUCAGUUUGGUGAUGGGCUGUGACAAGAAAUACACUCCGCACAUGGACAACCAGGUGAAACUGGAGUACUCAACCAACCAUGGCCUUACUUGGCACCUCGUCCAAGAGGAAUGCCUUCCCAGUAUGCCAAGUUGUCAGGAAUUUACGUCAGCAAGUAUUUACCAUGCCAGUGAGUUCACACAGUGGAGAAGAGUCAUAGUGCUUCUUCCCCAGAAGACUUGGUCCAGUGCCACCCGCUUCCGGUGGAGUCAGAGCUAUUACACAGCCCAAGACGAGUGGGCUUUAGACAGCAUUUACAUUGGGCAGCAAUGCCCGAACAUGUGCAGCGGGCAUGGCUCCUGUGACCAUGGCCUGUGCAGGUGUGACCAGGGAUACCAGGGCACUGAAUGCCGCCCAGAAGCUACUCUUCCUUCCACAAUUAUGUCGGAUUUUGAGAACCAGAAUGGUUGGGAGUCUGACUGGCAGGAAGUUAUUGGGGGAGAAAUUGUAAAACCGGAACAAGGGUGUGGGGUCAUCUCUUCUGGAUCGUCUCUGUAUUUCAGCAAGGCUGGCAAAAGACAGUUGGUGAGCUGGGAUCUGGAUACCUCUUGGGUGGACUUCGUCCAGUUCUACAUCCAGAUAGGCGGAGAGAGUGCUGCAUGCAACCAGCCCGACAGCAGAGAGGAAGGCGUCCUCCUUCAGUACAGCAACAACGGGGGCAUCCAGUGGCAUCUGUUGGCGGAGAUGUACUUCUCAGACUUCAGCAAACCCAGAUUUGUCUAUCUGGAGCUCCCAGCGGCUGCCAAGACCCCUUGCACCAGGUUCCGCUGGUGGCAGCCUGUGUUCUCAGGGGAGGACUAUGACCAGUGGGCAGUCGAUGACAUCAUCAUUCUCUCAGAGAAGCAAAAGCAGAUCAUCCCAGUUGUCAACCCAACUUUACCCCAGAACUUCUAUGAGAAGCCAGCUUUUGAUUACCCUAUGAAUCAGAUGAGUGUGUGGUUGAUGUUGGCUAAUGAAGGAAUGGUUAAAAAUGAAACUUUCUGCUCUGCCACGCCAUCAGCCAUGGUAUUUGGAAAAUCAGAUGGGGAUCGAUUUGCAGUAACUCGAGAUUUGACUCUGAAACCUGGAUAUGUGCUACAGUUCAAGCUAAACAUUGGGUGUGCCAAUCAAUUCAGCAGUGCUGCCCCAGUUCUUCUUCAGUACUCUCAUGAUGCUGGUAUGUCCUGGUUUCUGGUAAAAGAAGGCUGUUACCCAGCUUCUGCAGGCAAAGGAUGUGAAGGAAACUCCAGAGAACUGAGUGAGCCCACUGUGUAUCGCACGGGGGACUUUGAAGAAUGGACGAGAAUCACCAUUGUUAUUCCAAGAUCUCUUGCAUCCAGUAAGACCAGAUUCCGAUGGAUCCAGGAGAGCAGCUCACAGGAAAACGUGCCUCCCUUUGGUUUGGAUGGCGUGUACAUAUCUGAGCCUUGUCCCAGUUAUUGCAGCGGCCAUGGGGACUGCGUUUCAGGGGUGUGUUUCUGUGACCUGGGGUACACCGCCGCACAAGGAACCUGUGUGUCUAACGUCCCUAAUCACAGUGAGAUGUUCGAUAGGUUUGAGGGGAAGCUCAACCCUCUGUGGUACAAGAUAACGGGAGGCCAGGUGGGAACGGGCUGUGGAACGCUUAAUGACGGCAGAUCUCUCUACUUCAAUGGCCCUGGGAAAAGGGAAGCGAGGACCGUCCCUCUGGACACCAGGAAUAUCAGACUUGUUCAGUUUUAUAUACAAAUUGGAAGCAAAACUUCUGGCAUUACCUGCAUCAAACCAAGAGCUAGAAAUGAAGGGCUUGUUGUUCAGUAUUCAAAUGACAAUGGGAUAGUCUGGCAUUUGCUUCGAGAGUUGGACUUCAUGUCAUUUCUGGAACCACAAAUCAUUUCCAUUGACCUGCCACGGGAGGCAAAGACACCCGCAACGGCUUUUCGGUGGUGGCAACCCCAACAUGGGAAGCAUUCAGCCCAGUGGGCCUUGGAUGAUGUCCUUAUAGGAAUGAAUGACAGCUCUCAAACUGGGUUUCAAGACAAAUUUGAUGGUUCUAUAGAUUUGCAAGCCAACUGGUAUCGAAUCCAAGGAGGUCAAGUUGAUAUUGACUGUCUCUCUAUGGAUACUGCUCUGAUAUUCACUGAAAACAUAGGGAAACCUCGUUAUGCUGAAACCUGGGACUUUCACGUGUCAGCAUCAACCUUCUUACAGUUUGAAAUGAGCAUGGGCUGUAGCAAGCCCUUCAGCAACUCCCACAGUGUACAGCUCCAGUAUUCUCUGAACAAUGGCAAGGACUGGCAUCUUGUCACUGAAGAGUGUGUUCCUCCAACCAUUGGCUGUCUGCACUACACAGAAAGUUCAAUUUACACCUCGGAAAGAUUCCAGAAUUGGAAGCGGAUCACUGUCUACCUUCCACUCUCCACCAUAUCUCCCAGGACCCGGUUCCGCUGGAUUCAGGCCAACUACACUGUGGGGGCCGACUCCUGGGCUAUUGAUAAUGUGGUGCUGGCCUCAGGGUGCCCUUGGAUGUGCUCGGGACGAGGGAUUUGUGAUGCUGGAUGCUGUGUGUGUGACCGGGGCUUUGGUGGAGCCUUCUGUGUUCCUGUCGUUCCUUUGCCCUCGAUUCUUAAAGAUGAUUUCAAUGGGAACUUACACCCCGACCUUUGGCCUGAAGUGUAUGGUGCAGAGAGGGGGAAUCUGAAUGGUGAAACCAUCAAAUCUGGAACAUCCCUCAUUUUUAAAGGGGAAGGACUAAGGAUGCUUAUUUCAAGAGAUCUAGACUGUGCCAAUACUAUGUAUGUCCAGUUUUCACUUAGAUUUAUAGCAAAAGGUACCCCAGAGAGGUCUCACUCUAUUCUACUACAAUUCUCCAUCAAUGGGGGCAUCACUUGGCACCUGCUGGAUGAAUUCUACUUCCCUCAAACGACCAGCAUACUCUUCAUUAAUGUUCCCUUGCCAUAUACUGCCCAAACCAACGCUACGAGAUUCAGACUCUGGCAACCUUAUAAUAAUGGUAAGAAAGAAGAAAUCUGGAUUGUUGAUGACUUCAUUAUUGACGGAAAUAAUUUAAACAACCCCGUGAUGCUUCUGGAUACGUUUGACUUUGGGCCCAGAGAAGACAAUUGGUUUUUCUAUCCUGGUGGUAACAUUGGUCUUUAUUGCCCAUAUUCUUCAAAGGGAGCACCCGAAGAAGACUCAGCCAUGGUGUUUGUUUCAAAUGAAGUUGGUGAGCAUUCCAUUACCACUCGUGACCUGAAUGUGAAUGAGAACACCAUCAUACAAUUUGAGAUCAAUGUUGGAUGCUCAACUGACAGCUCAUCUGCUGAUCCGGUCAGACUGGAAUUUUCAAGGGACUUUGGGGCGACCUGGCACCUGCUGCUCCCCCUCUGCUACCACAGCGGCAGCCACAUCAGCUCCCUGUGCUCCACUGAGCACCACCCAAGCAGCACCUACUACGCGGGGACCAUGCAGGGCUGGAGAAGGGAGGUCGUGCACUUCGGGAAGCUGCACCUUUGUGGAUCUGUGCGUUUCAGGUGGUACCAAGGAUUUUACCCUGCUGGCUCUCAGCCAGUGACGUGGGCCAUUGAUAAUGUCUAUAUUGGUCCUCAAUGUGAAGAGAUGUGUAAUGGACAUGGGAGUUGUAUCAACGGAACCAAGUGCAUAUGUGAUCCCGGCUACUCAGGUCCAACCUGUAAAAUAAGCACCAAAAAUCCUGAUUUUCUCAAGGAUGAUUUUGAAGGUCAGCUAGAAUCUGAUAGAUUCUUAUUAAUGAGUGGUGGAAAGCCAUCUCGGAAGUGUGGAAUCCUUUCCAGUGGAAACAACCUCUUUUUCAAUGAAGAUGGCUUGCGUAUGUUGAUGACGAGAGAUCUGGAUUUAUCACAUGCUAGAUUUGUGCAGUUCUUCAUGAGACUGGGCUGUGGGAAAGGUGUUCCAGACCCCAGGAGCCAACCUGUGCUUCUACAGUAUUCUCGCAAUGGCGGCCUCUCAUGGAGCCUCCUUCAAGAGUUCCUUUUCAGCAACUCCAGCAAUGUGGGCAGGUACAUUGCCCUGGAGAUACCCUUGAAAGCCCGCGCUUCUUCUACUCGCCUCCGCUGGUGGCAACCAUCUGAAAAUGGGCACUUCUACAGUCCCUGGGUUAUUGACCAGAUUCUUAUUGGAGGAAAUAUUUCUGGUAAUACAGUCUUGGAGGAUGAUUUCACAACUCUGGAUAGUAGGAAAUGGCUGCUUCACCCUGGAGGCACCAAGAUGCCUGUGUGUGGCUCUACGGGGGAUGCCCUGGUCUUCAUUGAGAAGGCCAGCACCCGUUAUGUGGUCACCACAGACAUUGCUGUGAACGAGGACUCAUUCUUACAGAUAGAUUUCGCGGCCUCCUGCUCGGUCACGGACUCUUGUUACGCUAUUGAAUUGGAAUACUCAGUAGAUCUUGGAUUAUCAUGGCACCCACUGGUGAGGGACUGUCUACCUACCAACGUUGAAUGUAGUCGCUAUCACUUGCAGCGGAUCCUGGUGUCAGACACUUUCAACAAGUGGACCAGAACCACUCUGCCUCUCCCUCCUUACACCAGGUCCCAAGCCACUCGUUUCCGAUGGCAUCAACCAGCUCCUUUUGACAAGCAGCAGACGUGGGCAAUAGAUAAUGUCUAUAUCGGGGAUGGCUGCAUAGAUAUGUGCAGUGGCCAUGGAAGAUGUGUCCAAGGAAACUGUGUCUGUGACGAGCAGUGGGGUGGCCUGUACUGUGACGAGCCCGAGACCUCCCUUCCAAUUCAACUCAAAGACAACUUCAAUCGUGCUCCAUCCAACCAGAACUGGCUGACUGUGAACGGAGGGAAAUUAAGUACUGUGUGUGGAGCUGUGGCUUCUGGAAUGGCUCUCCAUUUCAGUGGGGGUUGCAGUCGACUGUUAGUUACUGUGGAUCUAAACCUCACUAAUGCCGAGUUUAUCCAAUUUUACUUCAUGUAUGGAUGCCUGAUUACACCCAACAACCGUAACCAAGGUGUUCUCUUGGAAUAUUCUGUCAAUGGAGGCAUUACCUGGAAUCUGCUAAUGGAAAUUUUCUAUGACCAGUACAGUAAACCUGGAUUUGUGAAUAUCCUUCUCCCUCCUGAUGCUAAAGAGAUCGCAACUCGCUUCCGCUGGUGGCAGCCCAGGCACGACGGCCUGGAUCAGAACGACUGGGCCAUCGACAACGUCCUCAUCUCAGGCUCUGCCGACCAGCGGACUGUCAUGCUGGACACCUUCAGCAGCGCCCCAGUGCCCCAGCACGAGCGCUCCCCAGCAGACGCAGGCCCUGUCGGGAGAAUUGCUUUUGACAUGUUUAUGGAGGACAAAACUGCAGUAAAUGAGCAUUGGCUAUUCCAUGAUGAUUGUACAGUAGAAAGAUUCUGUGACUCCCCUGAUGGUGUCAUGAUUUGUGGCAGUCAUGACGGAAGAGAAGUGUAUGCAGUGACCCACGACCUGACUCCCACUGAAGGCUGGAUCAUGCAAUUCAAGAUCUCUGUUGGAUGUAAAGUAUCUGAAAAAGUUGCCCAGAAUCAAAUUCAUGUGCAAUAUUCUACUGACUUCGGUGUGAGCUGGAAUUAUCUGGUCCCCCAGUGCUUACCUGCAGACCCAAAAUGCUCUGGAAGUGUUUCUCAGCCAUCUGUAUUCUUUCCAACUAAAGGGUGGAAACGGAUCACCUACCCACUUCCUGAAAGCUUAGUGGGAAAUCCAGUCAGGUUUAGGUUCUAUCAGAAGUACUCAGAUAUGCAGUGGGCCAUCGAUAAUUUCUACCUGGGCCCCGGAUGCUUGGACAACUGCAGAGGCCAUGGAGACUGCUUGAAGGAGCAGUGCAUCUGUGAUCCGGGAUUCUUCGGGCCCAACUGCUACCUGACUCACACUCUGAAGACUUUCCUGAAGGAACGCUUUGACAGUGAAGAAAUCAAGCCUGAUUUAUGGAUGUCCUUAGAAGGUGGAAGCACUUGUACUGAGUGUGGGAUUCUUGCUGAGGACACUGCACUCUAUUUUGGGGGAUCCACUGUGAGACAAGCUAUUACUCAAGAUUUGGAUCUCAGAGGGGCGAAAUUCCUGCAGUACUGGGGGCGCAUCGGUAGUGAGAACAACAUGACCUCCUGCCAUCGGCCCAUCUGCCGGAAGGAAGGCGUGCUGUUGGACUACUCUACUGAUGGAGGAAUUACUUGGACUUUGCUCCAUGAGAUGGAUUAUCAGAAAUACAUUUCUGUUAGACACGACUACAUCCUUCUUCCCGAGGAUGCCCUCACCAAUACAACUCGACUUCGCUGGUGGCAGCCUUUUGUGAUCAGCAAUGGACUUGUGGUCUCUGGGGUGGAGCGUGCUCAGUGGGCACUAGACAACAUUUUGAUUGGUGGCGCAGAAAUCAAUCCCAGUCAACUGGUCGACACCUUUGAUGAUGAAGGCACUUCCCAUGAAGAAAACUGGAGUUUUUACCCUAACGCAGUAAGGACAGCAGGAUUCUGUGGCAAUCCAUCCUUCCACCUCUACUGGCCAAAUAAAAAGAAGGACAAGACUGACAACGCUCUCUCCUCCAGAGAACUCAUUAUACAGCCAGGCUAUAUGAUGCAGUUUAAAAUUGUGGUGGGUUGUGAAGCCACUUCUUGUGGUGACCUUCAUUCCGUAAUGUUGGAGUACAGUAAGGAUGCAAGGUCCGAUUCCUGGCAGCUUGUUCAGACGCAGUGCCUUCCUUCCUCUUCAAACAGCAUUGGCUGCUCCCCCUUCCAGUUCCAUGAAGCCACCAUCUACAAUGCUGUCAACAGCUCCAGCUGGAAGAGAAUCACCAUUCAGCUGCCUGACCAUGUCUCCUCCAGUGCGACGCAGUUCCGCUGGAUCCAGAAGGGGGAAGAAACUGAGAAGCAGAGCUGGGCGAUUGACCACGUGUACAUCGGAGAGGCUUGCCCCAAGCUCUGCAGUGGGCACGGAUACUGCACCACCGGCGCUGUCUGCAUCUGCGAUGAAAGUUUCCAAGGUGGUGAUUGCUCUGUUUUCAGUCAUGAUCUUCCCAGUUAUAUUAAAGAUAAUUUUGAGUCAGCAAGAGUCACUGAGGCAAACUGGGAGACCAUUCAGGGCGGAGUGAUAGGAAGUGGCUGUGGGCAGCUGGCACCCUAUGCCCAUGGAGACUCACUCUAUUUUAAUGGCUGUCAGAUAAGGCAAGCUGCCACCAAGCCUCUGGAUCUCACUCGAGCAAGCAAAAUCAUGUUUGUUUUGCAAAUUGGGAGCACGGCCCAGACAGACAGCUGCAACAGUGACCUGAGCGGCCCGCACGCCGUGGACAAGGCCGUGCUGCUGCAGUACAGCAUCAACAACGGGAUCACCUGGCACGUCAUCGCGCAGCACCAGCCCAAGGACUUCACGCAAGCCCAGAGAGUGUCUUACAAUGUCCCCCUGGAGGCUCGAAUGAAAGGAGUUUUAUUGCGCUGGUGGCAACCACGCCACAAUGGAACAGGUCAUGAUCAAUGGGCUUUGGACCAUGUGGAAGUCGUCCUUUCCUGUAGAACUGGAAUGCUUAUGUCUCGACGGGUUCGGACUGAUGGCUCCAAGUGGUUGGCAAGGAGAGGCGAAUCUUCUCGAGUAAGCACUCGAAAACAAAAUUACAUGAUGAAUUUUUCACGACAACAUGGGCUCAGGCAUUUCUACAACAGAAGACGAAGGUCACUUAGACGAUACCCAUGAAGAAUCAAAAAGUUUAUUUUUCCUUCCAAUAUGUGAUGUGUUGCUUUCCAUUUUUUAAAUCUCGCACUGCAUCUGAUAUCAGGAAAUUUCUGUGAAGGACUUGGUGAUUAACUGAAAGCCCUUCUCAAGACCAAGUGUACACCACUUUCCCACACUGUGAACUAAUGACAAGUGACUUAUUUUCUCAUAAGUAAAUGUCUUCAUGUUGAUGUGUCCGUGGAAAUUGUGAUCUGUUGUAAUAUCAGUUACAGUGACAGUAUUGAAAAUAAGAAAUAGUUUAACAGGAAAAAAAAGUUUAAGCACAAAAAUUUAAGAGAUUUUAUGUUUAAAAUGGCAUUUAAUACAAUAUUUAACAUUCUUGGUCACAAAGUAUUUAAGUGGACUGUAUUUCAGCUAUGUAUCAUGUUUUAUAUGAUUAAAUUAUCAUUGUCCUUUAUGUAUUCUCUUCUACAGUAUAACACAUUGACACUGUAUUUGCUUAUGUUGCAAUAUUUUGCUGCUGAAUUUCAGGCUACUUAUAUUCUGCAGAAAAUUCGUUGAAAUACCUACUCAAGAAGAUAGUUGUAAAGAUAUUGUAUCUCCUUUAAUAUACUCCUUAAAAUGUAUGUUGGUUUAGCGUUGUUUUGUGGAUAAGAAAAAUGCUUGACCUUGAAAUAUUUUCUACUUAAAAAUUGUGGAUGAAGACCCUAUCUCCCACAAAGGAGUUUCCAUUUCCUUGUUUAAAGAUUUUUUUGAAGUGUUCUGUGGCUGAUUUACUAACAGUAACUGCCAUUUUGUGUCUGUGGUAACAGAGUGGUUUGUAAAACAGUGGAUGUUUUCAUUGUGUUCUCUUUGUGGAUUGUUUUUCCUGCGGGUCAUAUUCAUACCUUCUGAUGAAGUUGUACCAACACCAGCAACAUAAUAAUGGCCCUGUAGCCCUGAACUCUCUAUUAAUGUAACUAAAAACGUUGCAAACUAGAGUGAACCAAGCUAAAAGCCCAUGCUUAAAUAAAAAUUAUGUCCAA
This is a messenger RNA of Diceros bicornis minor, 11614 nucleotides long. It is a transcript of the gene RELN, whose product is annotated as reelin. Gene Ontology annotation, biological process: central nervous system development; neuron migration. Lineage: Eukaryota; Metazoa; Chordata; Mammalia; Perissodactyla; Rhinocerotidae. Gene Ontology annotation, molecular function: lipoprotein particle receptor binding. The transcript is spliced from 66 exons. Bases 144 to 10610 code for a protein of 3488 amino acids. The record is from RefSeq and is a predicted model, not a curated record.